Danio aesculapii is the source of this 2223-nucleotide messenger RNA. RefSeq names its product RAB, member of RAS oncogene family-like 2 (gene rabl2). Gene Ontology annotation, molecular function: GTPase activity; GTP binding. NCBI's taxonomy places the organism in Eukaryota, Metazoa, Chordata, Actinopteri, Cypriniformes, Danionidae. The record is from RefSeq and is a predicted model, not a curated record. The coding region runs from base 450 to 1109 and encodes 219 amino acids. The transcript is spliced from 8 exons. Gene Ontology annotation, cellular component: endosome; Golgi apparatus.
GUCGUGCAUGUUCACAGAGGAUUUUCUGAAAGCAGAUUCAGAUUUCUCAGCACAAGAUUGCGCUGCUUUGUCAUCUACAAUUCAGCGAAUAAUGCGAACAAACAAACGACGUGCUCUAAACACACCUGGGGAAGACUGUUAGACAAUAUUCUGCCGUAAAUACGGAUUUAACGCAGUUAGUUAUAAAGCUCGAGUAACAAACGCGCUAAUCUGCUAAUUAGCCAGCAGGCUAGCCAUCGACUGUUUAUAUCAGGGAAUAUAACAUUAGCUGUUCGUAUCUGCCAUUGUCGCCCGUGAAUAUGAAGUAAAUGGUGUGCGGAGAGCUGGAGAGUGUAAUGGAGUGAAGCAGCGGGUGUGGGAGCUCUCCGAUCGGCUGUUAUCUGCAGUAAUCCCGCGGCUGUAAGAGGCUCAGUCUUAAACUCCUGCUGCCGCGGCCCGGCACUCUCGCUAUGGACGCAGGAGGCAAUUCUGACCUGGACCUGGACAAAUAUGACUCCGAUGAGCAAGUGAAGAUCAUCUGUCUCGGGGACAGCGCUGUGGGGAAGUCCAAGCUUAUGGAGCGAUUCCUCAUGGAUGGAUAUCGGCCUCAGCAACUCUCCACUUACGCUUUGACUCUGUACAAAUACACCACCACCAUCAAUGGACAGACUAUUCUAGUUGAUUUCUGGGAUACCGCGGGACAGGAGCGUUUCCGAAGCAUGCACCCGUCAUACUACCAUAAAUCUCAUGCAUGUGUCAUGGUGUUUGACGUGCAGAGGAAAAUCACAUAUAAGAAUCUCCCUGUCUGGUAUAAAGAGCUGCGCGAGUACCGGCCUGAGAUCCCGUGUCUGGUUGUGGCUAAUAAGAUUGAUGCUGACAUGAAGGUCACGCAGAAGAGCUUUAACUUCGCUAAGAAACAAGGCCUGCCUUUCUACUUUGUAUCUGCUGCUGAUGGAACCAAUGUGGUGAAGGUGUUUAAAGAUGCCAUUCAGAUGGCUCUGUCCUACAAGCGGAACUCCAGUGACUUUAUGGAUGAAGUCAUGAGGGAACUAGAGAACUUUGAUUUGGAGAACAAGGAAGAAUCAUCAGAUAAAGAGGAACCGCUGGAGGAGAAACCCAGCUCUGCAUGAUCACAUAAUUUUUAUCAUUGUCAACAGAUCAUGGCUGUCCUUCAGCAGACACAACACAAUAUGAUCCUGUGAAUGUACACGUGGCAUUAUCUGACAUCAGAAUGAAAUCUCGGUGCACUGCAGAACUUUGAUAUUUUUUAGGAAUUGUGCAGCAUUCAGAUUUAGUAAAAAGUAGUGCUCUCUAGAGACUCUCUGGAAUGUGAAGUGUUUCCUGUGCCGAAUUUAACAUGAAAUGUUUUUACAGUUUUAUUUUGUUUUCAGAGGGAAAUAAAUAUUUAUGAGACGUUCUCACAAAGUGUAAUGUUUUACAGCAAAUGCUCAAGUAACAAUCUGUGACGCUCACCAAUAUGAAUAAAGUGCUUGAUUUUUGUAUAUGGAGAGUUCAUUAUACAUUUUGAAGCAGUUAUUAUUAGGCCUAAAGUCAUCAGGAUUGAUGUUUGAGGUACCAGUUGGAAAUAUGACAAAUUGCAGUUUUACUAUGCCCCAGGAUUCAAGAUUUAGGUGACAUUUUCCCUCCCUUUUUGUCAUUAAAAUAUAUAUUGAGUUAAUAAACACAAAAAACAAAACAAAACAUACAGACAAAGCUUAUUUAAUGCCUGAGAAUCCUGGCGAUAUAUGGAAGUCUUAAGAGAAAUUAUCAGCGCUGUGCAGAAAAUUGACUCGAUAAACAACAUUUUUACCUUUAAACUGGCCCCCCCACUGAAAAAAAACAGCUGGUUGGCUGGUCAACCAGUCUGGUUUUAGAGGGGUUUUGGCCAUUUCCAGAAUGGUUUCCAGCCAUUUUCAGCCUGGUCUUAGCUGGUCAGGCUGGGAGAUGACCAGCUAAAACAGCUUGACCAGCCCAGACAGGCUGGGAGCCCAGCCAAAACCAGCUAUGUCCAGCCUAAACCAGGCUGGUCAAGCUGAUUUUAGCUGGUUAUUUUCCAGCCUGACCAGCUAAGACCAGGCUGCAAAUGGCCAAAACCCCUCUAAAACCAGGCUGGUCAACCAGCUAAAACCGGUCAACCAGCCUAGGCUGGUUAAGCUGGAUUUUUUAGCAGGGCCACAGUCUCAGCAAACGACUCUUGUGUGUUCAAUUGUAGUCAUUGACUUGUAUCUUAUGAGUCACCUGGUC